CCCUAUUUUGGCUUCCCUUGUUCUCAUUAGAAAAAGUAGUCGUUGAAGAAAUCCGCCAUCAUCCAAUAAAGCGUUAAAUUAACCGAGUUCACGUGAAUAUAUUUUUAAAGAGGAAAUCUUCACAAGCUUGUAUGACUACCGAGAGUAUCCAGAAUUUAAAAGGGGCAUUUGAUCCUUUUGCUGAAAGUGGUGAAAAUGAGGUUGGUAGUAAUAAAGUUCAAGAAGGAUUAAUCCAUAUUCGAAUUCAACAGAGAAACGGCAGAAAAACUUUAACAACCGUCCAAGGAAUUCACCCAAAAUACGACCUUAAAAAGAUUGUUAAAGCUUGUAAAAAGCAAUAUGCGUGUAAUGGUACUGUAAGUAUUAACCCAGAGUACGGAGAGUGUAUUCAACUUCAGGGAGAUCAGAGAGAAAAAAUAAAAGAAUUCAUGAUGCAAGUAGGUCUAGCUAGACCAGAACAAAUUAAGGUCCAUGGUUUCUAAAUAUUGAAAGAAAGAUAUAAAACUUCUCAACUGUCGAGUUAUUUAAAACUAGAAUGUUAUCACUCUAAUGUUGUAACCAUGUAUAUAUAUUUUGUCGAUGUUUUCGUGUUAGUUGGGGUUUAUUCGACUCCCCGAGUCUUCAAUCUGUAAAUCUGUAAUUCUCUUUAUAUAGCAAUAUUUUCACUUUCAACUAUUCCUGUUAAUUAGAUUAUUGAUCAGGUCUAAUAUGUAAUAAUUUAUCUAAAAACUACAAAAUAAGAAAAUCAAAAAUAGUUCAUUUUAGUGCUGUCUGAAAAAAAAAAUUAUGUUUUCGUUACCAAAUUUCUAAUCCUCUUAACCCAAAAAUCUUUGCAUUUCUAAAUAUUUGAAUUUUUUGUCCAUUUUGUUGGGGACAAUUAUUUUAUAUAUAAAUUGUAUGAAGGUAAAUAUGAAAUUAUAACAUAAACACUAAUUACCUUUUUGUCAAUUUUAGUAUUUUGUAUGUGUAUAAAUAAAUUUUUAUUCCUUAUGUUAAUAUU
Lottia gigantea (owl limpet) is the source of this 1000-nucleotide messenger RNA. RefSeq lists its product as hypothetical. Bases 132 to 482 code for a protein of 116 amino acids. The transcript has 4 exons. The record is from RefSeq and is a predicted model, not a curated record. Gene Ontology annotation, cellular component: eukaryotic 43S preinitiation complex. NCBI's taxonomy places the organism in Eukaryota, Metazoa, Mollusca, Gastropoda, Lottiidae. Gene Ontology annotation, molecular function: ribosomal small subunit binding; translation initiation factor activity; RNA binding. Gene Ontology annotation, biological process: translational initiation.